GCGGCAUUGUUGUUGUUGUGGUCCUUCUACCACCGUGUUCUGUAGAUCUGUUCAAAGUUCCGGUCGAAAAUAUGUUAAAGCAAAAGCGCAAAAUGCCAGCGGCUCCGGCAGCAAAUGGAAACCAAUCCGAUGGAUCCGACUAUGAAGUGGAGUGGCAAGUAAAGCCUACGCCACCAAAGGUUUCCAAAGCUAAUCUGUUCCCGCUGCCUCGGCAAGUUGAGCGAAAUCUGCAAAAACGUACCCGAGGCAGAAAGGAAUCUUCGUCGGAGGAAAGCGAAGUCGAAGACGCCGAAGGCCUACCUACGCUCACCACCGAGCAAGUUGCUGCCAUCCUGGAUACGGUCAAGAACAACAAACGCUUCGUACUGUUGGUAAAUAAUUUAAACUUUACCACCGCGAAAGAAGAAAUCGAACAACACUUUGACAAAGCUGGUCGGGUGAAAGGCGUACGAAUGCCGAAGCGACGGUCGUCAGGAUUUGCCUUCGUCGAAAUGUUAGAUCCGGUUGGCUUCCAGAGAGCAUUCCUGUUGGACGGAUCUUACUUGGAUGGUCGAAAGAUAAGCGUAGAUCUGUCGGAAAGUGGCAACAAAAAGUCCGAGGAGAGGAUUAAACUACUAAUGCAGAAAAAUGCCGAGAUCCGUAAACUACGCAAAAAGAAUCGAUCCAACACCCAGGCUGCCGAGAUCACCCUGGUGCCGGAAGUGAAUAAUACCCCCAAGCAACCGGUGCGGGACAAAUUUCUUAACAAACCGAAAGUGAAGAUCCCAUCGAAAAAAGAAGCCAAACAGGCAAAGAGGCAAGUGUCGCUUAAGGCAAAACUUAAAAAUAUAGCUAAAAAGGGAAUUAAAGCGUAGAUGUGAAAAAUAAAGAAUUAUUUUUUUUAAAUUG
Molecule: messenger RNA, 888 nt
Organism: Anopheles coustani
Lineage: Eukaryota; Metazoa; Arthropoda; Insecta; Diptera; Culicidae
Exons: 2
Coding region: 72-854 (260 amino acids)
Molecular function (GO): RNA binding
Source: RefSeq, a predicted model, not a curated record